GAAGGCUGCAAAAUGCACAAUCAACAAUCCAAUAUGUUUUAUGAUAGGCGCAAGGACGUAAUGGACAAAGAGAAGUCUAUAGCAUAUAAAAGAGCAAUAGCAAAUUUCAAGUCUAAGAAUCCGUUCUUUAUAUCUUUUAUGCAUCCUUCCUAUAUCUCCAAAUCGGGCUUUCUGUGCAUAAAGUUGGCAUUUGCUAGGGAAUAUAUCCCGGAAAACUGCAGCAACAUAGUGCUUCGUGUUCCAGGCAGAGGAUCUUGGCCUGUCAAAUACUGUCUGGGAACAGCACAAGCUAAAUUUUGGACUGGCUGGACGGAGUUCGUGCUGGACAAUCAGUUAAAAAUAGGUGAUGUUUGUGUAUUUGAAGUGAUUGAGGGCACUCAGCUCUCUAUAGAUGUCACUAUAUUUCGUGCAGCUGAGAACUGAUGGGAUUGUAAUUAGUUUUCAUUACUGAAAGAUAGUUUAGAACAAAGUUAGUAUUAUGAAGCAAAUCUUGAAGGAAGGCUUCUAAAAUUAGCUCGAUCUGAAAUUAAACGAGU
Molecule: messenger RNA, 536 nt
Organism: Lycium barbarum (goji berry)
Lineage: Eukaryota; Viridiplantae; Streptophyta; Magnoliopsida; Solanales; Solanaceae
Product: B3 domain-containing protein REM19-like
Exons: 2
Coding region: 13-423 (136 amino acids)
Molecular function (GO): DNA binding
Source: RefSeq, a predicted model, not a curated record